Messenger RNA from Entelurus aequoreus (snake pipefish), 4542 nucleotides. RefSeq names its product vesicle transport protein SEC20-like. Gene Ontology annotation, molecular function: SNAP receptor activity. Gene Ontology annotation, biological process: retrograde vesicle-mediated transport, Golgi to endoplasmic reticulum. The record is from RefSeq and is a predicted model, not a curated record. NCBI's taxonomy places the organism in Eukaryota, Metazoa, Chordata, Actinopteri, Syngnathiformes, Syngnathidae. The coding region runs from base 58 to 816 and encodes 252 amino acids. Gene Ontology annotation, cellular component: endoplasmic reticulum; SNARE complex. The transcript is spliced from 6 exons.
CGGAAGUGAAAGAGGUCCUUCUGACUCGCCGUACCAGGAAGUGUAUACGUUUCCAACAUGGCAACCCUUGACGUCCACGUCCGAAUAUGUGAACAAGAAAUAUUAAAAUAUGACUUAGAAGUCAAAGCGCUUAUCCAGGAUAUCAUGGAGUGCAAAGGUCCUCAGAGCAAGCUUACCGAACUCAAUGCUAACGUAAAAAAGGGGUUGCAAAAUCUACGAUUACUUAUACAAGAUUUGGAGCAGAUGGCGAUGGAGCAAGACAAAGAGUCUGACAAGCUGGCCUUGAUCCGUCAGGUAGAGGGACACAGGAAACAGAUGCAGAGCAACCAGACCGCGUGGAGGAAGUCCAACCUGGCCAGUAAAUUGUCAAUCGACAAUAUGGAGAAGCAGGCACUCCUUAAUGGAGCUGAUAGUGGCGCAAGACAGAGGAAGUCAACCAAAGAGGACAUGGCUGAGACGUCCAGUGACAUUACAAAGAACCUGAUGAGCAUCAGUCGAAUGAUGGCCCAGCAGGUUAACCAGAGCGAGGAGACGAUGACAAAUUUAGCUACGUCAUCCAGGACCAUCCAAGACACCAAUGACGAAUUUAAGACCAUGUCAGGGACCAUCAAGUUGGGAAGGAAACUUAUCACCAAGUACAACCGCAGGGAGCUGACUGAUAAACUGCUCAUCUUUCUUGCACUGGCCCUCUUCCUCGCCACUGUUCUUUACAUCCUGAGAAGAGAAUAUUUCCUUUCUUUUGAGGAGUGCAAGACCACCUCCACUGCUCCACUAUACCAAGUGAGCUCAAAUUAUUUUCAACAUGCUGCUUGUUAACCAAAAUUAAGUCAUCCGUCUAAUAAGAGUGUGAUUAAUUUUUCCAAAAUAAUGUACUUCUUUAGAUGCAAAAAAAAAGCAUUGCAAUAAUAACAAAAAACACACAUUGUACUUUGUGAUCAUAUAUCUGUUGAAAUUAGGCCCAAUGUGAAUUCCUGGUGUAGGCUUUUCUUGCAAAUAAUAAUUUUAACUACUCAUUAAACUUUGUUGUUAUUUGUCAAUAUGAUGCCGUCAAAAAUGACAGACAGCAUAGAAUAUUUAGUAUUCCAAUUGAGGUCAGUCUUGCAUAUAACACUUACAUUUGGCAACCAAUCAAACUUGUUAAUCAAGUACGUGGAGAAUGACACAAUUAGAUACAGCGGAACAUCCAAAGUCAAAUACUAAUUUCUUUUUUGUGAUUUGGAGACAUGUUUUGGCCCUCCCCUCCCCCCAAAAAAUAUUUACUAUUAACCCUCAGGGGACAAAUGCUGACUUGUUUGUCCUUUCAGUACACGUUUGCUGUAUUUUCGUCAUGUUUUUUUUAUUGUGGUACUCCAUUAUACAUGUUUUUUCCUAAAGGUUUUUUUUUUCCAUGUUUGAUUAAAAACAAUCAAUGUUCAAUUCUUACACUAGCAGUUAUAUGACAAUAAUUGAAAGCCAAACAGGACAAUAAAGUACUAUAUUUCAAGGGCAUAAUCACAUUUUGGAUUCAUAUUUUUGGCUACUUUUUUGGCUGAAAUCGCUCGAUCAACUUCAGCCCUAAACAAAAUGACCAAACAUAAUGUGAUUGUGUUGUAUUAUUUAACCCUUUUGAAGGGCUUUUUGAUCAAAUUAUGUCACAUGAGUUUUUUUUUUUAAUACAUUUGCAUAUAACAUUAGUGAUAUCACACAUUUAAAACUAACAUUAUCUGAACGAAAGGCUCAACAUGUAAAAAAAAAAUAAAAAAAAUCAUUACAUGUUUGAUAUUUUUGAUUAGGACUAAAGUUCUAUUGAUAAAUUUGAACAAAAAAACUAGAGCGAGAUACUGAAACCAGUUGCUCUGAUGCUGCAUCAUCAGAAUAGAUGUAGUAAUAGUGUCAAAGUGUUUUGACUAAUUUUAAGGUAGAAAAAUGCUAUACAAGUGUAAUCCCUUUAACAUAAAAACAAUAAAUAAAAGGUCAAUCCAAAAUGUAUAGGGCCUUUAAAAACUCAAAGACUUUUAUAUUUGACUUUAAAGGCAAAUCAAAUUGACUGUCCCGAGAGGGAUUAUGGAGUAUAUAAAAAAUGUAUACAUAUUUAUUAGAAUAAAUAUAUAACCUUUUUUUUUCUGCAGACAAGUGCAAAGAGAAUGGGCAAGUUACUUACAAAAAUUUAAUUAUUAGUUAAGUAUUUGAAAGUAAUGCAUUUUUUACUAUCUAAGUAUCUCACGAUUGUUGUUACAUUAAUUCCACAUGACUUUUGAGUUAUUUUUGUCAUAAAGUGCUUUAUUACUUUAUUACACAGAUGGCUACCUGCAACAAGACAACAAUGCCAGAACAUCUUAUUUUUUGUAUAGCUUUUUACAUUAGAAUAACAAAUGAGUUGCUAACCAAAAAAAGUGCUAAUUUUAAUUCUGUCUAUAUUCAACAACUCACCAUAUAAACUAAAAACAAAACACUCAUUUCCAUUUAUGUCCAAUGGUGGGUACAUCAGCUGUAAAUAACAAACAAGACAGCUAAGGACCUUCAAUUUGAUAAAUAAUGGUCCUUGUUUUGGAGUAAGUAUUGGCAAAAAAACAUAUAUAAAAUGAGCUUAUCUUUACUUCAGUUUUGCAAGAAUUUAAGGUUCUGUACAUUGCAUCAAAAUGUCCCUGUACUUUUAACCCAUAACUAUACAUUUCAAACAGGGAUUUGAAGCUUUCAGAAAGGUUUGCACCUCCUAAAAACACCUGUUAGCCUUGCUUGCAAGUUACGUGCAAGCUGUAGCCACGAGCACAUAUAUGGCCAAGACAGAACAGCACGCAUCCCUGUCUUUCUUCAGAUAAGACCCGGAAAAGCAAACUAUCCUGCCCGUUUUUCCCUCUCCAAUGUGGGCAAGGGUAAGGGGAGGGGGAUAUUUUUGGUCUGUGUGGAUUUGUUAUCUGACGUUGCCUUUUCAGCACCUCAUAGGAGAGCGUGUCCAGAGGAGCUGCAUGACCUCGCUGCCAUCGCCUCACAUUGCCAUCAUUUUAAUAAGAUAUACUUGCAUUUGAUGGAGUUGACAUGCAGGUGUAAUUAUAUGCCUUAUUCACUUACACACAUUGCUCAUACUUCAGUAAUCAUUUUAUUAUCUUCUGAAGGGACAAUACUAUAAAAAUGUAAUUUGGAGUUAUCCGUGUACAUCUUGUAAAAGUAAAAAAUAACACUGUAUUGUCUAAAUAGCGGCGUGGCAGCACAAUGAGUGCCCCUCUUUGUGAACAUUUUCAAGUAGCGUCCAAAUGUCAAUGUUGUUAUGCACUGCCUUAAUCCUCUUGGGCAUCGAAUAUAUCAGAUGUCGACGUCAGGGUGUCGGUGGAUGCACCUUCCUUUGCUUGAGGAUUGGGGUCCAGGAGACAUAUUUUGCCACUCCAUCACUUUUAUUUUCCUCUGCAAGGUGGUGUGUUUGAACUCCUUAUCCUGUUGCGCCAUGCGGCCUGCUUUUUCAAGCAGAAUGUGACACCAAGUGUUGGAAUUCACGUUUCGCCUCGAUGUACCGCAAGUCCUCCAUGCUCGCGCACCCCUAGACCAUGACACUAUACCCGUGCACCAUGUUGCUUGAGUACAGGAAACACAGUUAUCAUUGUAGUCACUUGUGUUGCAAGCCAUUUACACAAUAAUAUAGCUGUGUGUUCACUCAUUUUCAGUGGACAUAGUAUAUAUACUGCAAGCUGUACACUGACUGCUCUAAACUAAAAUGGUUGCUGAAAUGUGAGACGUGAACUUUUGUGAGUUAUAAUUGUGCAUGUUCCUUUUAAGUGUCUACUUUAUCUUUAACAUAAAUGGAUUUGUUUGCCUUGAGCACCUUAUAGUGUCGACCGAGUGCACCGAUGAGUUUGAGGAUGUAAACAUAUCCUAAACCGGGGGUCAGAAACCCGCGGCUCUCGAGCCGCAUGCAGCUCUUUAGUGCUGACCUAGUGGCUCCCUAGAGCAUUUUUAGGAAAGGAUUGAAAAUGGGGAAAUUUUUUUGUUUGUUUUAGUAUGUUUUUUGUUUGAGGACAAACAUGACACAAACCUUCCCAAUUGUUAGAAAUCCCUGUUUAAUAUGUUUGUGUGUAUGCUUCACUGAUGAGAGUAUUUGGUGAACAUCGUUUUGUCCUACUAAUUUUGGCGGUUCUUGAACUCACCAUAGUGUGGACUGUGACGCAACAGUUUGUUUACAUCUACAAUAUGCCACUCCUUCUUUGUCUCAUUUUGUCCACCAAAUGUUUUAUGCUGUGCGUGAAUGCCCAAAGGUGCACUUUGUUGAUGUUAUUGACUUGUUAGAGUGCUAAUCAGGCGUAUUUGGUCAGUGCAUGACUGCAAGCUAAUCAAUGCUAACAUGCUAUUUAGGCUAGCUGUAUGUACAUAUUGCAUCAUAAUGCCUCAUUUGUAGGUAUAUUUGAGCUCAUUUAAUAUCCUUUACUUAUGUCCUCUUUGUAUUUAAUUUAUAUUUGCAUGUCUCAUGACACAUUAUCUGUAUGUAAUAUUGGCUGCAUUUCAGAUAGUUGUUUGUGUGCCAUGUUGUUCCAGACCACAGCAAACAUUACCUAGCUUGCCAAAGAUUGUAAUAAA